Messenger RNA from Alligator sinensis (Chinese alligator), 1054 nucleotides. It is a transcript of the gene ARMC10, whose product is annotated as armadillo repeat containing 10. The transcript is spliced from 7 exons. Lineage: Eukaryota; Metazoa; Chordata; Crocodylia; Alligatoridae. Gene Ontology annotation, cellular component: mitochondrion. The coding region runs from base 1 to 900 and encodes 299 amino acids. The record is from RefSeq and is a predicted model, not a curated record.
AUGUGCAGUGACUUCACAACAAAGAGAAUCUUUCAUACAACAGCUGUUGCUUUAUCUACGCCCUUCAGUGCAAUUCAUGUGCCCCUGGAAGAGCAAAGUCCUCACGCAUCAUGUGGUGAUCUUCCAAAAUCAACCGAUAGCCUGGAUGCAAACCAUCUACAGAAACUUAUUCAACUGCUACAGUCUACAGAUGAUCCAUUGAUUCAAGAGCAAAUAUUGGUGACUUUGAGCAACAGUGCUGCCUUCUCUGUAAAUCAAGAUAUAAUUCGAAACUUGGAUGGCCUUUCUGUUAUUGGAAAAAUGGUCUCAGAUAGCAUCCCCAAAGUUAAAGAAAAAGCACUGAAUGCACUCAAUAACUUGAGUAUGAAUGUUAAAAAUCAGGAAGAGUUAAAGGAAUACAUUGUACAUGUCUGUAGAGAGAUUGAGUCAUCACCCUUGGACUCUGAACUGCAACUAGCUGGACUCAGAUUGUUAACAAAUAUGUCUGUUACCAAUAACUACCAUCCUAUGAUGACACGUUCAAUUCCAUAUUUUUUUCAUUUGCUUUCAGAAGGAAAUGAAAGGACGCAGAUUCAAGUUCUGAAAGUACUUGUGAACUUAUCUGCAAACCCAGCUAUGACAAGACAUCUUCUCAGUUCUCAAGCACCAUCGUUGCUUUCCCUUUUUGACAACUUCAUAAACAAAGAUGUUCUGCUUCGAGCCUUGGUGUUUGUCACAAAUUUGAACAAGAACAUGAAAAAUGCCAGGGGAGCCACUAUCCAGGAUCAAUACAAUGAAGAUUCAAUUUUUUCUAUGCUCUUUGGGGAUUCUACCCAGUAUGCUCAAAAAUUGGCCUCUUUAUUGCAUCAUCCGGAUACAGAAGUGAAAGAACAAGUCGUUAAAAUAAUAACACAACAGUGAAAUGUUAAAGAGACUAAUCUGAUCAAAAGUUAAUGUUUAUAUUCAGUUUUAGGAUGAAUUUUCUUUCAUGAAAGAAUGAAGUAUAACCUACUGAGCACUACUGUAUUACUGUAAGCAUGACAGUUGCCCUCAAAAGAAUCUCAAUGCAAUAAUA